Messenger RNA from Corticium candelabrum, 1210 nucleotides. Its product is annotated as programmed cell death protein 2-like. Lineage: Eukaryota; Metazoa; Porifera; Homoscleromorpha; Homosclerophorida; Plakinidae. The coding region runs from base 2 to 1114 and encodes 370 amino acids. The record is from RefSeq and is a predicted model, not a curated record. Gene Ontology annotation, cellular component: cytoplasm; nucleus. The transcript is spliced from 4 exons.
AAUGACAUGUGUAGAGUUGGGAUUUGCUGUGGAGCCUAGUGAUGUUCGUCUGCUUGUUAGCCGUUACUUUCCGAGUAAGAUAGGCGGCACGCCAGCCUGGCUAGAUCAAGCAAACUUGCCGUCAUCGAGAGAAGUCGCUUGUGGCUUAUGCAAAGAGCCUACAGUUCUCUUGCUGCAGAUUUAUGCCCCUGAUACGGAGGACGACAUUGCAUUUCAUCGUACUAUAUUUCUAACUUGCUGCCUCUCUGCAUCUUGUCACGUCACCGACAGUGCGCGCUGUUUCCACGUGUUUCGCUGCCAACUUCCCAGGAGGAACGUCUUCUACAGUUUUGAACCACCGGACGAAGACAAUCCCGAGUCCGAGCAACGACAAGUGGACGAACGUUUUGAAGCUGCUCGUUUGUGUUGGGUGUGUGGAUUUCUGGGUGAAAAGAGUUGUGCUAAAUGUCACACAGCGAAGUACUGUAGCAGGCAGCAUCAGAUAAUUCAUUGGAAAAAUGGUCACAAGGAGGAGUGCACAAGGUUGUCGCAGUCACAAGGAGGAAACGAGACAAAAACAUCAGAAAGGCAAUGUGUUGUUGCAUCAGCUGUUUUCCCUCAACUUGAGCUUGUGAUUGAGACAGAACCCGAAGUGGUGGAUGAGGAGAAGACCGACGAGCAGCGAAUGAGAGAAUAUGAGGAGUUUGUGAAGAGAGAGGGUUCAGGCGUAGCCGAAGCAGCAGAUGUUGAGGAGUUUGAAAGGGAAGCUGCUGAGCAGAAGCAUGUUGAGUGUGACAAGGCAUUUCGUCGAUUCAAAGAUCGUAUUAGCAGAGAGCCAGAACAGGUGUUAAGAUAUCAAAGACAUGGCAUGCCACUGUGGGUAUCAGACAAGACACCGAGUCUACAGCACGACGUCCCACACUGCAGCUGUGGAUCAGAACGAACCUUUGAAUUCCAAGUUAUGCCUCAGCUGCUCAACUAUUUGAAGGUUGACUCGUUGAACGAGCCAAGCAUCGACUGGGGGACACUCGUCGUGUACACAUGCAAAAGGGGCUGCAAUGAAGGCACACCUUACCAUGAAGAGUUUAUUUUUAAACAGUCAUUUAACAGCUUGACAUGUAAAGAGACACGAUAGUGCAGUUGAUAUUAAAAAAUUUGUGAGCUUUGUGGUUUCUAACUCGUGUAACCCAAAGCUAUAUUGUACGGGACAUUUAUUAUACGGGACACCUAA